Molecule: messenger RNA, 1204 nt
Organism: Setaria italica (foxtail millet)
Lineage: Eukaryota; Viridiplantae; Streptophyta; Magnoliopsida; Poales; Poaceae
Exons: 8
Molecular function (GO): S-adenosylmethionine-dependent methyltransferase activity
Source: RefSeq, a predicted model, not a curated record
AUAUCCUCCCUCCCUGCCGUUCGGAUUCCACUUCGACUCCUCCCUCGACGCCCACCCCUCCACCACCUCUCCCAACCUCCUUCCAAGGCGGCCACCCCCGCAGCAGCUCCCCCGCGCGCGAGCGUCCCACCCACCGUCACGGCCGACGCGCCCGACGAGGAAGUCGCGGAACUUUUGGUCGAAACGGUGCCGGAGAUGAAGCUGAGCAAGCUGGCGUGCCCAAUCUGCUACUACCCCUUCGUGAGCGCGAGCGAUCAGUCAGGUGAUGCUUCUAGUCUGGAGUGUUCUACCUGCAAAAAAGUCUACCCAAAUAAGCAGGAUUACUGGGAUCUUACAGUAGCAGUUGGUUCAACCGAGUACACGGAGUCCAUGCCUGCAGCGACGGAGUUAUUCAGGACUUCGCUGGUAUCAUUCCUUUACGAGAGAGGAUGGCGCCAAACGUUCAGAUGGGGUGGUUUCCCGGGCCGAACGAGAGAGUUUGAAAUGGCAAAAACUUAUUUGAAUCCAACUAUUGGAGGGACUAUUGUUGAUGCGAGUUGUGGAAGUGGCCUGUUUUCAAGAUUAUUUAUUAAGAGUGGAUUAUAUUCUCUUGUUGUGGCAUUAGAUUUCUCAGAGAAUAUGUUGAAGCAGUGCAAAGAAUAUGUCGAGCACGAAAACAUUUCAGAUGAGAGAUUAGCAUUGGUGAGGGCUGACAUAUCCAGGCUCCCUUUUGUGAAUGGCUCAAUUGAUGCCGUGCAUGCAGGUGCUGCAAUUCAUUGUUGGCCAUCCCCAUCUUGUGCUGUUGCAGAAAUUAGUAGAGUACUUCGUCCAGGGGGAGUUCUUGUUGCUUCUACUUUCGUAGAAGAUAUUCCACUAGCCAUUCCGAUAUUGAGGAUCGGACGCCCGUACAUAAGCCGAAUCACUGGCAUGAAUAUCUUCUUAUCCGAAGCGGAGCUUGAAGAUCUCUGCAGAGCAUGUGGCCUGGUUGAUUUCGAAUUUGUCAGGAAUGGAUUCUAUAUAAUGUUCUCAGCUACUAAAGCAAGCUAAUGAAAGAGCUGCAAUCGUCCCGGAAGUCUAUUCGGCUGCUGAGCCGUGCCUGACGGUGUGUGUGAUGGGUUCCCCUUGCUCGGGGCUCGUUCUGUAUUGGCGCUCUGGGUGUGUGUGUUGUUCCUCGCGCUACUCUAUGUUCGCCAGCGUGCGUGAUGUGCCUUUUCCUUUCCUGUUA